UUUUUUUGGGCGUAGAAAUGACGAAUAUCAAUGCUAACAUUUAUAGCAUUUGUUUUCUAAUAAUAAGUUCCAGGGUCUUCGCUUUUUUCGACUUAUUCUAGAUCUACAUCUUAUGGUUGCACUAACAGGAGCAAGAGAGGAAACCCAGAACUGACAGGGCCACAAGAUUCUCGUUCAAAAAGGUUCCCAUGUGUUAUUCCAGAGCAACAGUGGGGAAGCAUUAAUGAAUUAGUUUCUUGAAUAGUCAUUGCUCGAUAUCUUUGACAGCUCCACGAGAUAUGGCUGAGGUAUUCCUUGCAGUCGCUAUUACCCUCACCUCGCUAUCGGUCCCUGCGUCCAGGGCCAGAAAAUGCAGCCAAUUGGAGAGGCGGGUCUUCUUUGCAAAGACUGACUACGUCAUAUCCUUUUGGGACGCCCAUGAACGGUGCGCUGAGCUCGGAGGCAACAUGGCAGAUUUCAGCAGUUGGACAAAGAAUCCAAAAGAGCGAAUGAGCUGGAUGAGAAACAUAUCUGAUACGUUCAUAAUGGGUGGCAGAGCCUUCGGGAACAACAACAUUCUCCGCUGGUACGCGGGUUUUAAAGUGCCAUCAAAGAAACCAUUUCCGUGGGGACAUGGGGAACCAAAGUCAACAUCUGACCAUAAAUGCAUUUUCAUGAACAACGGGAUCGUGCGAACUGGUAAAUGCCACAGCUGGAAGACCAACUCCGUACGUGGGCUAUGUCAGCUUACAGACUCUGAGAAGAAAUACCAGAAUGCCAAGUGCACGCUAUGUUUGUGUCCUGGGGCAGAGAGGCCUUUGUGCAAGAACGGUAGAUGUGAUCUGCCGUGUGUGGAACUUGUAGAGGGCGACAGUUGUCUUAGGUAUCCCUGCAAGAAGUUUGAAUGGAACCCGCCAAAAUGUGACAAGACCUGUGUCUGCACUGACGGCUGUGACUCUAUUACUGGCAAAUGUCGAGGGGCAUGCUCACCCGCCUGGUAUGACGACGGGGAUUCAAAAUCCUGCAACAGGACGUGGUAUGAAGCGGGAAAGUUCGGACAGUACGACACCAACAACUUAACCGGUUGUGCGUGUCGGGGGGAUACCUGGUGCAGCUUUGAAGGAAGUUGCAUGUCAUGUUGGCCCGGGGCUGGGGGUAAGUACUGCGCUGAAAGCGACUGUCCAAUCCAACAGUACGGCAGAGACUGUGAGAAGACGUGCCACUGUGCAGAUCCCGUAAAGUGCGCCCAGGAGCAAGGCCAGUGUCUGCAGAUGCCGUUCAAGGGAUGUUCAGGCAAGUGGCUGGGUAGAUCAUGCACAGAGACGAUCUGCUCCACUGGUCUCUUCGGGCCCAACUGUCGAUACAUCUGUGCUUGUAAAUACGGCGAACAGUGUGACCUUGACAGUGGAAGUUGUGCGGCGGGAUGUGAGGACGGCUGGAUGGGCCUCAGCUGCAACGACACUUCCUGUUCUGUUGGAAAAUAUGGAACGGAAUGCCUUGAGGACUGUGUGGGCUGUAAGCUUGGAGAAAAAUGUGACCGCAAGACCGGGAGAUGUCUCAGUUCUUACAUCAACAAGAGGAGUGCAUGUGAUGAUCCGAACAAGUACGGCUACAACUGUGACAAAAAAUGUACCUUCAAAGUGAUAGGUCUGUGCACGGGCUGUGACCGGGACUUUGGCGACAGGUGUGGGGAGUGCAAGUACGGAUACCACCUCAACGCUGACGGGCUGUGUCAAGAAUGUCCAGACAACACUUUCGGGAUUCGGUGCCAUGGGAGCUGUGACGUCAGCUGCAAUGAAAAUAUCUACGGAUGUAACAAGUUUAAAUUCGAGUGUUACGAGAAUUGCCAGAGUUUUGUCAAAACACCGUGCAACGUUCUAUGCUCGGCCCCAUGCCCAGAUGGAACCUUCUGUGACGUGGGAAGGACAAACAGCUGUCAAGGCAAGCGUGCAUGACAUGAAAUUUGUUAGAGUAAAGUACACACAGCAUUGAAUUCGUUAUCGGGAUUGGUAUCUUCUUCUUCUUCUUCUUCUUCUUCUUCUUCUUCUUCUUCUUCUUC
This is a messenger RNA of Aplysia californica (California sea hare), 2038 nucleotides long. RefSeq names its product protein draper. The coding region runs from base 279 to 1934 and encodes 551 amino acids. The record is from RefSeq and is a predicted model, not a curated record. NCBI's taxonomy places the organism in Eukaryota, Metazoa, Mollusca, Gastropoda, Aplysiida, Aplysiidae. The transcript is spliced from 8 exons. Gene Ontology annotation, molecular function: scavenger receptor activity.